ACCUGAGAGUGUUGUUUGCACAUUACAUCGCGCUCUCACACAAACGCAUUUGUUUGACAUUUGAAUGUUGACAAACAAUAGUUGUUCAGUGUGCAAAUACAGGUUUUUGCGAUAUCGUGCCUGAAAAUGAAUUGCAUUUUAUGCAUAAAUGCAACAGCUGAAUUCAUUAACAUUCACGAUCGUAUCGGAAAAGCGUUAAACAUUCCCGAAGUAAUUUCCAAACAUUUCUGGUUUACGGUUGACGAAUCCAGUGAGACUCAUAUUUGUGUUGAUUGUUGGAAACACACGUCCUCAUUCAAUCUCUUCUACGACCGCGUCCUGGAUGCUCAUCGAAAGAAUUCUACCGAAAAUAUUAUUCCAAUUAAUCGACCAUUUGAAUCUCAAUAUCUGUCGACACUGCCAGGAACAGUUGCGGGAUAUCACCUUGGCAAACCAUUCAAGACUGAAGCGAUUGCAGAAGAUCAGCAGAAUGAAAACGAGAGUCCGAUGCCUCAUCUUAUUAAAUAUGAAUCGAUUGCACCACCUAAUGUAUCGCCAGUCACAGUAAAAUUGGAAAGUUGCUACGAUGACUCUACGCUCCACAAUGACGCCUCUUUCAAUGAUGACAGCGAUGACAACGAUGAUGGCACAGAGACAGACACUGAAACGAAUUCCAACACGAAAGACCGAGAUGAGACUGCAGAUACGGAUGAGUUGGACGUGGAGAGCAAAAUGGCAGACUAUUUCCGAAUGAAUUGUGAUUUAUGCUCCGUGGCGCUUGAGUCAAUGGCAGACAUUCAACAGCAUUUCAAAAACAUGCACAACAUCAACCGAGGCUAUUUAAGGUGCUGUGACUGCAGCAAUAGGAAAUUUCGUAUGCGGAAGCAAAUUGUGGACCAUGUUACAUGGCACUUAGAUCCGACUGCUUUUCAGUGCAAGAAAUGUUUGAAAACGUUUACGGAAGAGAGUCGUCUAGUUACCCAUAAGGCGUCCCAUCAUAUGGACGAUGACAAACUUAUAUUCAAUUGUCAUGUGUGUGAAAAGCGAUUCGGCAAGCAGCACAUUUUAAAUGAACAUGUGAGACGAGUUCACCCGCCGGACGACCAAAGCUUUGCGUGUGAUAUAUGCCAGAAAGAGUACAAAACGAAAAAGCUCCUUCACAACCACAUACAGACCGUACACAACCGUAAAGACACCAAACACAUCUGUGAUAUUUGUGCUAGAGUUAUGAGUUCCAAGCACUCACUCAAGGAACAUGUCAAAACGCAUACCGAUGGCGAGCGCUUCAAAUGCGACGAAUGUGGAUCGAUGCUGAAAAGUCAAUCGUCGUUGAUCAAGCACAAGAAAAUGCACACGGACGUCGAACAAACGUGCGACAUCUGUUUCAAAGUAAAACCGAACGCAUCGGCUCUGAGGAAUCAUGUGAGGAAUGUCCAUAGCGAGGCGAAGCACAAAUGCACGUAUUGUGACAAAGCGUUCAGACGGUCGAUGUCGUUGAAGGAACAUGUCGCCACCCAUACCGGAGAGGUCUUAUACACCUGUUCGUUUUGUUCGACCACAUUCAAAUCUAGCGCUAACAAGUUCAAACACUACAGACAAGUACACUUUGAAGAAUGGAAAGCUAACAAAAAAGUGAAGAAGUAGAACCGGCGAUCAAAGUUGUUACAUAUUCAAGUAGUCCCGUUCCAAAAUAAAAUUUUUGUUU
Bradysia coprophila is the source of this 1684-nucleotide messenger RNA. RefSeq lists its product as uncharacterized. Gene Ontology annotation, biological process: regulation of transcription by RNA polymerase II. Gene Ontology annotation, molecular function: zinc ion binding; DNA-binding transcription factor activity; RNA polymerase II cis-regulatory region sequence-specific DNA binding. Gene Ontology annotation, cellular component: nucleus. The record is from RefSeq and is a predicted model, not a curated record. NCBI's taxonomy places the organism in Eukaryota, Metazoa, Arthropoda, Insecta, Diptera, Sciaridae.